AGUUAAAUUAAAGGCUUAUUUAUUUUUAAUUGUAGUAAGAAUAUGAUCAACAGUCCGUGAAGGCCCUGAAGGCCUCAUCACCACGGCAACAACAGCUUUUCAAAACUUCAGUUGAAGUGAGAACAGCAGGACAUUUUAAGAAAGAGAAGAAGAAGAAAAGUCUGCCGUUAUGAUGAACAACAAAGAAACUUCUAUUUUUUUAGCUCAAAUCCAAAGUUUGGAGGAGGAGCUUCAGAGAUGCAGACUCCCACGUGAAAAGCUGAGGUCUGAGAACAGGCUGCUGUCAGCUCAGAGCUGCAGGCUGGAGGAAGACCGGAAGGACAUGGAGCAGUUCCUGCCGCACCACUCCGCUGAGUUGGACAAGCAGAUCCAGGACAUGGAGGAGCGGCUGAAGCUGCAGCAGCUCGCCCAGACACCAGAGCUGCAGGCUCUGAAGCUGCAGCUCCACCAGGAGAAGCUGCAGCUUCAGGAGAGGAUGGACCUGCUGAGCUCUGAGGUCACACAGCAAGCCGCUAGAAUGAAGGAGCAGCAGGAGGAGCUGAAGCAGCAGGAGGAGUUGAAGCAGCAGCUGCCCGGCGUGGAGCAGCAGCUGCUCCAACGAAGAUCUAAAGUCCAAUCUGCUAAACUACAGCUGUGUUCAGAUCCCAAACAACAUGAAGCAGAGGAGACGGAGACAUUUAACAGGCUCCUGGAGAGCCGGCUGGCACAGAUGAUGGAGGAGAAGAAGGAGGAGCUCAGAGAGGUGAAGGAGAAGUCAGAGCUCCUGCUGCAGCAGAACAAAGCUUUGUUCAAGGAGAAAGGCGUUCUUCAGGUCUCUCUCAGGAACUACUGCAGUGAGGUGGAGGAAGUGAAGGCCAACAUGAAGAAGGACUCGCUGCAGAUCCUCAGUCUCAGAAAGGACGUGGAGGAGCUGAGCAGGAGGCUGCAGCUGCUGAAGACGGAGGAGGGGGUCAGGACGCCACAGAGCGCGCUCCAGCUGAAGAACGCCCCCAGGAAGUCUAUUAUCUCACCCAUGAAGCAUCAGCGUCAAACCCCCCCCACUGCUGCGAAGGGGGGUCAGCAGCAGAGAAGGACUAAAGCCUGUGAGAGGAAGCAACCUCAGAACUCACAGACCCCCCCUCCUUCUGUCCAGAACUCUCACAGACCUCCACGAGCCCAGAUCUACGACCAGAAGCUGUUGGAGAUUCUGCAAAGACAAGACCAUCAGAGUCCUUCAGGCUGACCCGGACCCCCUGCAGUCUGGUUCUGCAGUCUGGUUCUUCAAAUAAAUCUGCACAUCUGCAGCUGCA
This is a messenger RNA of Oryzias latipes (Japanese medaka), 1289 nucleotides long. RefSeq lists its product as uncharacterized. Lineage: Eukaryota; Metazoa; Chordata; Actinopteri; Beloniformes; Adrianichthyidae. The record is from RefSeq and is a predicted model, not a curated record.